Molecule: messenger RNA, 2652 nt
Organism: Stylonychia lemnae
Lineage: Eukaryota; Ciliophora; Spirotrichea; Sporadotrichida; Oxytrichidae
Source: the annotation of a GenBank genome assembly
AUGAAAAUAAACAGUCAAUUUAGUCCAUCUAAGACAGGUCUUCAGAGAAGACAAACCUUUGGUACCCCUAAUUCAAUUUCGGCUUUGGCAACUUCCAAAGCCAAUCCAAGAUCCUCAGUCCAGUUGCAAUUGAUUCCAGAUUUUGAACCUCAGCAGCACCAGUAGCCCUUUCAUAAAGCAAACUCCUCUCUCUCUGAGCCAAACUUUAUCAUUACUAGCAACACUGCAAUGACUACCCCAGCCUUCAACAAGCAAUCUUAUUCUAUAGUGAGCAGCUCUUAAAAUCAUAAUCCCAAUAAAAAUCAUCAAAUAAAUAGCAAUAAUUCUAAGCAAGAUUCCAAGAAUUAAGGGGGUGGUGUAAAUGGUGCUAGCACUAUCAAAACUCAAAGUCAGUAUGAUUUUGAUGAAUUAAAGCUUAUCUACUCUAAUUCAGUGAUUUCCCCUAAGGAUAGCAAUGGAAAAGGUCCUUCCUCAAACAAGUAUGCCGCAAAAAAGGUAUCCAUUGAAGAAUUGACAGCUAAGUACAAUAAUCAAUCAAUUGACCAGGUUGCGCAGAAAUAUCAUGUCUAGCCAGGAGUAAACUCAACUUAUGGGUCAAGUUUAUACUCAAAAGCAGCUACUACGGUAAACUCACACAAAGAGACACCCAAGAAAAGUAGCUAGAAGACAUAGAAUCAGGUUAAUAAUAGAAAAUCUACAAAUCUUGAGAGCAAUAAGAUCGCAUAAAUGAAUAGCUAAAUGUUUACACCUGAUGUCUUUAAGAGAAAGGUUUCUCAUCAAAGCAAUCCCCCAAAAGAUCUUACCAGCAGUUACUCCACUAAUUAAUCUAUUAAAAAGAACAAAGUCAAUUUUGACUUAGAGCAGAUUAACUAGAAUGGGACUGGUUUCUCAUCUACUAAUGACAAAAAAGCCAUUAAUAAGACUUCUACACCAAGUAAUAAAACUAAUGACACUUUCUAAACUAUCAUUACUACAUCUAAUAAAUCCUAAACUGAGCAUAGACUUUCGAAUUAGCUAUUCAAAGAUAUUUAGUAGCAAUAUCAAUUCAGAUAACAGAGAAAGCUAGAGGAGAUACACAGCAUGAUUGAAGAGAAAAGCAAGCAGAUUCACAAGGAUGAGUUUCAGGCUAGAGAUCAAGAAGCUAAGCAGUCCUUGGAAAACAUGAAGGAAUUCAGAAAAUGCUGCAAGACUUGCAAAGACUAAGACAAUGACAAAAAUCAUCACAUACAUUCUCACAGCCAUUAGUUUUAACAGCAGAAUCUCAACAAUUCCAAUGUUCUGAGCCAGGCAAAUCUCCUUAACAACAGCUAGAUCAAUGAUAACACAGCUAGUAAGGUCUUUGAGAAAUAUCUUUAAUCAUCUAAUGAAGAGAUCCAGAACAUAAUUAGAAAGAAGUCUGAAGCGUGCCUGUCUUCUUCUACUGUCCCAACUUCAAAUAUCAAUCUAGCCAGCAAAAGUAGACAAGCUAAUUGCAAAUGCUCAGAAGAUGUGGCGAACCUCAAGCUACUGCUAGUUUAAGAGCAGAAAACUAGAGAGUUCUGCUAGAGAUAGCUGAAAGAUAUUUAGGAUGAGUUCUUAAACACUAAUAGCAGCAAUUAGCUUGAGGAAUACAUGCUGUAGCUAAAAGAUAUGCAAAGUAAACUUAAUGAUAAAAACAUGAAGAUACAAUAACUGAGUGGGAAACUAAAGAGACUCACUGGUCUCUAUGAUAACUUUAAGUAUAUUGCAUCACUCAAUCAGGAAUAUUUUGCCUUAGAGUUAGGCGAAGGAGAGAAAGCUUAUAGUGAAUAAUAGAAGAUUGACUUUGAAAAAUUUUACAUGGACAUCUCAAAGUAUAAUCUUUAGACCAGAGAUAUGGGUGUCUAGUGCAAUUUUAUGAUGUCUGCCAACCCGAAUUCUACACUAUAGGAUCAAGAUCCUUAUUUUUUGAGAACCUUCAAAGAAACUUUAGACCUUGAAAGAGAGUUCUAGACAUUAUAGAAUGAAAACUAACUGCUGAAGUAAAAACUCUAUGCUAAAACUCUUGAUUUAAAGCCAGUUGAUCACAAAAUUCAAGAAUUGAGAAAAUCUUUAACUCUUGAUCUAGAUAAUUAGGUUAAAAGAUAAUAAGCAAUAAUAGUAGAGAAGUUUGCUGAUUUUACCUUCUAACUGUCCAACAUAGGGGUGAGUGACAUAUACAGUCAAUUGAGAGGACUGUUAUCCUGCCUAUUCUAGUAUCAUAGAGUUCUGGAUUAACUCGAGGAAAAAGAGGCAAGAAGUUGGAUCUGGAGAGUAUACUAGCAAUUGGUUGAGGCUAGUGGUAUUAAAAAUGCUCUAAAAUCCUCUCACAAUGCCAUUUCACGAACUCAGAGAUCUAUUAAUGAGGGUAAUCUAAGUAAGAGUGUUUAAGAGUUUGCUACCCUAUUUAACAAUAAUAACUCAUCAACUAUAAGCACCAUUUAGAAAAGUUUUGGCAAGGAUCAGAAAUUGGAAAAGUAAAAUACUAACCAGACAGACUAGCAAAUUGGAGCUGAAGAGCAUAAACUCAAAGUCUCAGGGAAUGAAGAUAUGCUUCUUUAAAUGCUUAAUAUACAAGCUCAUCAUGUUGAGCAAUUAAUGCUAAACACAACUUUUGGAGGAGGACUAGACCUGCUAUCCUCUUCAUUCUUAUGA